This is a messenger RNA of Panicum hallii, 1637 nucleotides long. Its product is annotated as transcription factor bHLH76-like. The transcript is spliced from 9 exons. NCBI's taxonomy places the organism in Eukaryota, Viridiplantae, Streptophyta, Magnoliopsida, Poales, Poaceae. The record is from RefSeq and is a predicted model, not a curated record. Bases 237 to 1256 code for a protein of 339 amino acids. Gene Ontology annotation, cellular component: nucleus. Gene Ontology annotation, biological process: regulation of DNA-templated transcription. Gene Ontology annotation, molecular function: DNA-binding transcription factor activity; protein dimerization activity.
GUUUGUCUAUUGCAUCAGGCUUACCUAGCCUUUUUACUUUGGACAAUCUUUAUGUAAGGCUGCAAGGGUUAGUUGUUCCUUGUUGAGCCUUGCAAGGAAUUGACUGUGUCCAGCUCCCGAUCUACUCCACCCUUUAAGUAAAGCUCCUUCAGUUGGCAAACCUGGCAAGUUAGAAGGUUAUCAGGCAUUCCCAAAAAUGAUUGCAACAUCACACUGAGUUCAAGUAUCAAACACAGAUGUAUUCCCCUCCCUGCACCGAUCCUGAAAGCGAGGACAACCAGUGCUUCGCAAUCGGAACUAACCUGCUUGCUUCACUAGACCACGCCAUGGAUUUUGAUGAGCCUAUCAUCUUUCCAAUGAGCAAUGUAGGCGUGCAAGAGGGGGUUCAGCUUUAUAAUUCUGCUGGGGAUACUCAGCUAAGUAGAAAUAUGAACACAGGCAAGCGUUUAAAGGGUGGUAAAAGGAAGGGUUCUGGAGAGGACAGUUCAUCACUACAUUCUAUAGAUGAAACCGGUGCAUUGUUGCAGCGAGAAGUCAGCAGAGAGUGUCCUGAUGAGAAGCCAGGUGAUGCUGGUACCAACAGAGAGGACUACGUGCAUGUCCGGGCAAAGCGCGGCCAAGCCACCAAUAGCCACAGCCUUGCAGAAAGAUUUAGAAGGGAAAAGAUAAAUGAAAGGAUGAAACUUCUUCAAGAUCUCGUCCCAGGUUGUAACAAGAUUACAGGCAAGGCCAUGAUGCUUGAUGAGAUCAUAAACUAUGUACAAUCUCUGCAGCGGCAGGUUGAGUUCCUUUCAAUGAAGCUCUCAGCUAUCAGUCCUGAGCUGAACCGUGAUCUCGAUCUGCAAGAUAUUCUUUGCUCACAAGAUGCUCAUGCUGCAUUUGCGGGAUACAGUCCACAAAUGAGCAGCGUGCAUCUUAACCUGUUCAGGGCAUCUCAGCAAGGUUUCUCGCGCCCAGAACCAUACGGGAUGACCCCAAAUCCAGCAAAUGUUCAUGUGGCAAGACCGGUUCAGCAGUUACUUCAGCUACCUGCAUUCCCACAGAGAGGAGUCGUCUGGGACGAGGAACAUCGCACAAUCCUUCCGGAUGCUUUCACUUCAGACGUCGGUGCUGGUGCCUUAGAGAAUUCUUGUGCUUUUCCAGCUUCUCCUCCAUUGCCAUGUUUUGCAUUUCUCCUGCAGGCUGCAGCUGCGUUCAACUUUGUGAAACUUCUGAAGGUCCAUUUUGAUGUUUCAGAUUCAAUGAAAGUGGAGUAACAAGCCUGCGGCUCGAUGGUGAGCACCUCCACAUGAUCACACCUGAAAGCCUUGACAAUGACAAGUUAGUCUGUUCGGCUGCUAUUGGGGAGCUUUUGCAAGUUCCAACGGUGACACGGCAUCUCCUGGGAUGAGCUGAUUAACUUUGGUCUUUGAUGAUGAACACCGUCAUGUACAGUUGGCUGAUCAAGGGGGUGAAAAUUUUGUGAUCUGGUCAAAAGGAUAUUGUACUAUGUUGGCCUGGAGCCCUGGAAUUUGUGGCAUAGCUGGGUUAGUGGUUUCGCGAGUAGUUCCACCUAGUUAUUUGCUUGUAAGAGCAGGUAAAUAAGCUUAUAACAUUUAACUGCAUGCAUCACAAAAUAUAAAAUUGCGGAGGUGGUU